Molecule: messenger RNA, 825 nt
Organism: Rhizopus microsporus ATCC 52813
Lineage: Eukaryota; Fungi; Mucoromycota; Mucoromycetes; Mucorales; Rhizopodaceae
Exons: 3
Coding region: 1-825 (274 amino acids)
Source: RefSeq, a predicted model, not a curated record
AUGGUCAAUUUAAGUAAAUUAGUCCCUUCGAUUCUCGGCCUAUAUAUAAUUAAUUCCGUAACUGAUUCUUGGCUGUUACCUGGCGCCUUGGCACAAGAUGAUGGCUCAGGCGAUGACUCUGGUAGUGGAUCAACCGACGAUACAGGAGACGAAACUGAUGAUGGCAGUGAUGCUGGCAGCACUGAAGAUUCCGGUAAUAAUAAUGACUCUGGAGACUCUGAGGAUAGUGGCGAUGACUCUACCACAACAGAUGAUAGUGGAGAUAGUACAACAGCUGACCAAGGCACAACUACCACUACAGCACCAGCUGAUGUCACUACAACCACAACCGUUGAUAGUAUUACGACAACAACAACAACAACAACAAUAGAUAGUCCUAGUAGUACAAUCGACUCUUCAAUUCCAACAUCAACAGUCACUGACAGUAGCUUGAGCCCAACAAGUGAUAUAGCAACAUCUACACAAAUGCUUACUUCGAGCACACUACCUUCAGCCACUGCAAGUACUUCUCCUUCUAUAGCACCUUCUUCUUCCAGCAGUACUAACACUGGUGCAAUCGUUGGCGGCGUCAUUGGUGGUGUUGCUGGUCUGGCUAUCAUUGGAGCAGCAGUCUUUUUACUUGUGCGUCGACGAAAGAAGGCUCCUACUGACCAAGAAGUAUUCCGCCCUGAUGAUGUCGAUGAUGAUUAUAAUCCUACUGGUACGUAUUCAUCACAGCCUUUAUAUCGUAACUCUGAUUCAAGUUCUGCUCCAAUGACAGAACAAGCGCCCGCACCACCUCGACACAGCUUUUAUGAUCCCAAGAAUAAACCCGUUUCCUAUUAG